This is a messenger RNA of Chionomys nivalis (European snow vole), 5831 nucleotides long. RefSeq names its product integrin subunit alpha 6 (gene Itga6). Gene Ontology annotation, molecular function: integrin binding. The coding region runs from base 197 to 3472 and encodes 1091 amino acids. The record is from RefSeq and is a predicted model, not a curated record. Gene Ontology annotation, cellular component: integrin complex; external side of plasma membrane. NCBI's taxonomy places the organism in Eukaryota, Metazoa, Chordata, Mammalia, Rodentia, Cricetidae. The transcript has 25 exons. Gene Ontology annotation, biological process: leukocyte migration; cell adhesion mediated by integrin; cell-matrix adhesion.
CAUUGAGCUGCUGCGAGCUGCGGCCGUGGGGGAGCGGCCCGACCGAGAGCGCGAGCCGGCCGGGGGUGGGGCCGCGCGCAGGGGCCACCGAAGCUUAGUGGCCACAGCGGCGCGCCAGGCAAGCCCGGCCCCGGCCCCGAGCCCGCGCGCACUGCGGCCGCUGCAGCUCGUCGCGUCCCUCCCGCCGCGCGCGCCCAUGGCGGUCGCGAGUCAGCUGUGCCUGCUCUACCUGUCCGCGGGGCUUCUGGCCCGGCUGGGCGCAGCCUUCAACCUGGACACCCGGGAGGACAACGUGAUCCGGAAAUCGGGGGAUCCCGGGAGCCUCUUCGGCUUCUCGCUCGCCAUGCACUGGCAGCUGCAGCCGGAGGACAAGCGGCUGCUGCUUGUGGGGGCCCCUCGGGCAGAAGCACUUCCACUGCAGAGGGCGAACAGAACAGGGGGUCUGUACAGCUGUGAUAUCACCUCUCGGGGUCCUUGCACGCGGAUUGAGUUUGAUAAUGACGCUGAUCCCAUGUCAGAAAGCAAGGAAGAUCAGUGGAUGGGAGUCACCGUUCAGAGUCAGGGUCCAGGAGGCAAAGUGGUGACAUGCGCGCAUCGCUAUGAAAAGAGGCAACACGUGAACACCAAGCAGGAGUCCAGGGACAUCUUCGGGAGGUGCUACGUCCUGAGUCAGAAUCUCAAGAUCGAGGAUGACAUGGAUGGGGGAGACUGGAGUUUCUGUGAUGGCCGACUGAGAGGCCAUGAAAAAUUCGGCUCUUGUCAGCAAGGGGUAGCCGCUACUUUCACUAAAGACUUCCAUUACAUUGUGUUUGGAGCCCCGGGUACUUACAACUGGAAAGGGAUUGUUCGUGUAGAGCAAAAGAAUAACACUUUUUUUGACAUGAACAUCUUUGAAGAUGGGCCCUAUGAAGUUGGCGGAGAGACUGAACAUGAUGAAAGUCUCGUGCCUGUUCCUGCUAACAGUUACCUAGGCUUUUCAUUGGACUCAGGGAAGGGUAUUGUGUCUAAAGAUGACAUCACUUUUGUGUCUGGUGCUCCACGAGCCAAUCACAGCGGGGCUGUAGUCUUGCUCAAAAGAGACAUGAAGUCCGCACAUCUUCUCCCCGAGUAUAUAUUUGACGGAGAAGGCCUGGCUUCUUCGUUUGGCUAUGACGUGGCGGUGGUGGACCUCAACGCAGAUGGGUGGCAAGAUAUAGUUAUCGGAGCCCCCCAGUAUUUUGACAGGGAUGGUGAAGUUGGGGGUGCAGUGUAUGUCUACAUUAACCAGCAAGGCAGAUGGAAUAACGUGAAGCCAAUUCGUCUUAAUGGGACCAAAGAUUCUAUGUUUGGAAUUUCGGUAAAAAAUAUCGGAGACAUUAAUCAAGAUGGCUAUCCAGAUAUUGCUGUUGGAGCUCCCUAUGAUGAUCUGGGGAAGGUUUUUAUCUAUCACGGAUCCCCAGCUGGCAUAAAUACCAAGCCAACACAGGUUCUCGAGGGCACCACACCUUACUUUGGCUAUUCGAUCGCUGGAAACAUGGACCUGGAUAGGAAUUCCUACCCUGAUGUUGCCGUCGGUUCCCUCUCAGACUCAGUAACGAUAUUCAGAUCCCGGCCAGUGAUUAACAUUCUGAAGACUGUCACAGUGACCCCUAACAGAAUUGACCUGCGCCAGAAGUCCCUGUGUGGGUCACCUAGCGGGAUAUGCCUCAAGGUUAAAGCCUGUUUCGAAUAUACUGCGAAACCCUCUGGUUAUAAUCCUUCAAUAUCGAUUUUGGGUAUACUUGAAGCUGAAAAAGAAAGAAGAAAGUCUGGCUUGUCGUCACGAGUUCAGUUUCGAAACCAAGGUUCUGAGCCAAAGUAUACUCAGGAGCUAACCCUGAACAGGCAGAAGCAGCGGGCGUGCAUGGAGGAGACCCUCUGGCUGCAGGAAAACAUCAGAGACAAGCUGCGCCCCAUCCCCAUUACAGCUUCUGUGGAGAUCCAGGAGCCCAGCUCUCGCCGGCGGGUCAAUUCACUUCCUGAAGUUCUUCCCAUCUUGAAUUCGAAUGAAGCCAAGACCGUCCAGACAGAUGUGCACUUCUUGAAGGAGGGCUGUGGAGACGACAAUGUCUGUAACAGCAACCUUAAGCUGGAGUAUAAAUUCUGUACCCGAGAAGGCAGUCACGACAAAUUCUCUUACCUUCCAAUUCAAAAAGGCAUCCCGGAAUUAGUUCUAAAAGAUCAGAAGGAUAUAGCUCUGGAAAUUACAGUGACCAACGGCCCUUCUGAUCCAAGGAAUCCCAGAAAAGAUGGUGACGACGCUCACGAGGCCAAACUCGUCGCGACGUUCCCUGACACACUCACAUACUCGGCGUACAGAGAACUGAGGGCUUUCCCUGAGAAGCAGCUGAGCUGUGUCGCCAACCAGAAUGGCUCCCAAGCUGACUGUGAGCUCGGUAACCCUUUCAAGAGAAAUUCCAGUGUUACUUUUUACCUGAUUUUAAGUACAACCGAGGUCACCUUUGACACCACAGAUCUGGAUAUUAAUCUGAAGUUGGAAACAACAAGCAAUCAAGAUAAUUUGGCUCCAAUUACAGCAAAAGCAAAAGUGGUUAUUGAACUGCUUUUAUCGGUCUCCGGAGUCGCUAAACCUUCGCAGGUGUAUUUUGGAGGUACAGUUGUCGGUGAGCAGGCUAUGAAAUCUGAAGAUGAAGUAGGAAGCUUAAUAGAGUAUGAAUUCAGGGUGAUUAAUUUAGGUAAACCUCUGAAAAACCUUGGCACAGCGACUCUGAAUAUACAGUGGCCCAAGGAAAUCAACAACGGCAAAUGGUUGCUUUAUCUGGUGAAAGUCGAAUCCAAAGGUUUGGAGCAGAUCAUUUGCGAGCCACACGAUGAAAUAAACUUCCUGAAGCUGAAGGAGUCUCACAACUCAAGAAGGAAACGGGAGAUUUCCGAAAAACAAAUAGAUGACAGCAGGAAGUUUUCUUUAUUUUCUGAACGAAAAUACCAGACCCUCAACUGCAGCGUCAACGUGAGGUGUGUGAACAUCAAGUGUCCGCUGCGCGGGCUGGACAGCAAGGCCUCCCUCGUGCUGCGCUCCAGGCUGUGGAACAGUACAUUUCUAGAGGAAUAUUCCAAGCUGAACUACUUGGACAUUCUCGUGCGGGCCUCCAUCGACGUGACAGCUGCCGCUCAGAAUAUUAAGCUGCCUCAUGCGGGCACACAGGUUCGCGUGACGGUGUUUCCCUCUAAGACUGUAGCUCAGUAUUCGGGCAUAGCUUGGUGGAUCAUCCUCCUGGCUGUCCUUGCUGGGAUUCUGAUGCUGGCUCUGUUAGUGUUUUUACUGUGGAAGUGUGGAUUCUUUAAGCGCUCUAGGUACGAUGACAGCGUCCCCCGAUACCACGCUGUUCGGAUCCGGAAAGAAGAGCGAGAGAUCAAAGACGAAAAACACAAUGAUAACCUCGAAAAGAAACAGUGGAUCACAAAGUGGAAUGAAAAUGAAAGUUACUCAUAGAGACUGAGGAGAGCUUCGCGCUACCCAGAGUCCCUCUUGUUCUUCCCAACUCAGAAAUUCAGGUGGGCCCGAAGGCUGCUCAGCACCUGAAGUACGAUUCCAGACUGACGGCACAUAGUGGGGACCCGCUGUUUCCACUGUGGAUACUGUUACACCUGAGGCUCCUGUUUUGCACAGCCAAAUUUAAGACUUUCAGAGGGGAAUUUUCUUUAACUGCCUUAAUUUAACUUUCCAGAUUGCCUUUGUUUUUGGUGUGACUGACACAUUGCAUGUGCUGGGGCAGGGCCUGCCCACCUGCACUCCUGGGACAUUCUCUCCUGAUAGCCCAGGAAGAAGGAGCCCCCCCACCGUCACCCAUGCGAAUAGAGUGGCCAUCCCGCCCUGCCCCGACAAGCGUCCUCAUAAGAUUGGAGAACCUGCAAGUGACUUGCCCCUUGGCUCAAGACUCUGCCGUUGGAUAGCUUUGUCUCUGUUCAGAGUUCUGUCUUAAAUGUGCAAUAGGAGGUGCUGCUGCCAUCUUGCCUUCUCUUUCCAUUUCCCACAAGUGAGGGUCCUUGCCGAUGCCAACGCACGCAGGUUCCCGCCUCCCUCGUGACUAAGCACAGGCGCGGCAGACUUGAAUGCUAGUUACACUUUUUUAUAUGUAUUUAUUUUUUCUUCAAGCCAUCUUGCUAUUGACUAAUAGGCCAAAGAUGCUUCAGGAUGGUUUAAACAAUCAGAGUGAGAACCUAGGAGGUCAUUUGUUCUGACCUUGAGUAUUUACCGCAAAGAGAACGUUCUUUAUAAACAUGCAAGGAUUGUUUUUAAAAUGACACCAUCUCCUCACUGGCAGGCUCUCCCUCAACCCAGAGAGUUUCCUCCUUGCCCGGCCUUGGGUGUUGCAUGGUGUUGAGCCCUGUGUGGAACUUCUGAACUCCGUGCUGUAACUUUCAGAACUCUGAGAGGAAGUGAGUUUGCUCCUUGAACUCUAGGGUCUGUGUGCUCGCUCACUGCUGUCAGCACUGUGUAUUCAGGACUUGACGCGAGUGCACGUGUGGAUCCAGACCAAUCCAGUGUGAGACUACUGAAGAGCAUCUGUCGCCAAAACAGCCGCACCAGACAGAUGGAGAGCCGUGGCGCUCAGCUUCUUAAAUACAUCGGAACCAUUCAACCAGCGAGUCCCUGUUUAAUUUUUUUAAAAAUUGUUCACCCCAAUCUAAAUUCCUCCAGAUGACUUGUGACUAUUUAACAAGCCCUUUGGGCCUAGAGCAGGAGGGUUAGCUCAUUGCUGAAGUGCUUGCCUAGCAAUGCCUGGGGGUUUUGUUUGUUAAAAUCAUAGGAGGGGGAAACCAGUUAUUUUUCUAUAUAUUCAACAGAGAUUGAAUAUAUUAUCAAAGCUGAUUUUUUAAUUGUACUUUAAAAUAAUUAAGUUAUAUGAAGCAGCAGCAAAGAGGUGCUAAUUUGUUUGGAGAUUGUAAAAAGCAGUUCUCUGUCUUUUUUUAAGACUGGGUCUCAAGUAACCCAGGCUGGCCUUGAGCUCCUUAGGUAGCUAGGAAUAGUCUUGAACUGCUGACCCUCCUGCCUCCCGCCCUGACCCCCCAUCCCCAGGACUGGGAUUACAGGUGUUUGCCACCUUUAUGCAGCGCUUGAGACCGAACCUGGGGCUCUGUGCAUGCUAGGCCAGCGGUCUGCCAACUGAGCUACAUCCCAGCCAUUUCUCAGUCUUUUAAAGAACAAAGCGUUGCUAAAUGUGCCGUUGUUGCUUUGGAGUUUUAAGCCUUUUUUUUUUUUUUCUUUCUUUCAUAAAACAUUAUACCCUUAAGAUAUUAAAAAACUCUUAUUCUGGUUCUACUUUGGCAUUUUCACUCACAAAAUAAUUUUACAAAUGAUACCUUGUUUACAAAUGUUCUCUACCACGGGUCCUAAUGGCAUUUAAAGUCUCAGUUUCUUGCUUGGGUAACUUGAAGCUGAACAUACUGGCUUUGAAGGACACGACGAAGAAGCUGAUAUCUUGAUAGUGUUUGUAGACCUCUGUUAUAGAAAUGAAUGUCCAGAAGAGGGUGGGGAGGGAGCUUGACAACAGAGAAACAAGAAUGUCAUGUUGUUUAAAUUUAUAGUUGUUAAAAAAAAAAAAUGUCAUCUCAAGUCAAGUCACUGGGCUGUUAGCAUUUGGUAGGUUUUUAGACUAACUAGCAUUAUAAGAUUAUUUCAUAAUUGGAAAAUACCUGUGGAUAUUUGUAUAAAAGUGUGAAAUAAAUUUUUUAUGAAAGUGCUCAUGCUUAUUAACCCAGCAUUGUGUAUGUGAAGCAAAUUCUAAAUUAUAAUUGACCACCUGAGUUGCCUUUCUUUGUAUUUUAUCAAAGCCAAAGUAAAAGUUUGC